GUCUUUUUCCACGAUGGAUAUUGUGAGUGGCCACGUGGAUCUGUCAAUAACUGUAUCCCGGUCUCCCUCUUCCACGGCGGAUGAAACCAAACGGCUACAGCAACGUCGCCACAAGAAAUCCCACAAACUCUCGUUUUCAUGAUCCCAAAAUUUUGGAUUACGAAUUCGAUGAGAUCAUGCCCCCCAAUCGAAUCAUUUUCGCUUCAGCCUCAUUACAAUUCAGAUUCAUCACAAUCUACUAUUUGUUUCAUAACGAUUAACGAACCAUGUUCUCAAUCAAGCAUUAGGGUUUAAUACAAUCCAACAUUAUGGAAACAUUACAGGAUCUGAUCGAAGAAGCAAAGCUUCGUACUGUAUGGUGGGCUAUUUGUAUUUUCGCUGUCACGUACUUUUUAACCCACACCAGUAAAUCGAUGUGGAUGAAUGUUCCUAUAGCAAUUCUUCUGGUAUCAGGCGUUCACAUUUUAAUAACCGAAGUGGAUUUCCAUUGGAAGAUCAGGAAAUCACGGCGACAUUCAUAUCUAGCACACUUGGAGAAAAAACAAUUGUCUGUGAAUGAUUCUCGUCUCAACACCUUGCCUCCUCCACCUAAAUGGAAACGGAAGAUUGAUUCUCCAGUAGUUGAGGCUGCCAUGGAAGAUUUUACUAACAAGAUUUUACAAGAAUUUGUGGUUGAUCUCUGGUAUUCAGAUAUAACACCUGACAAGGAAGCUCCACAGCUCAUACAUGCUAUUAUCAUGGAUAUUCUUGCUGAAAUUUCCAUGAGAGUCAAAGACAUAAACCUUGUUGACAUGCUAACAAGGGAUGUAGUUGACCUAAUAGGGGAUCACCUAGAGCUUUUCAGGAAAAACCAAGCUUCUAUUGGGAGGGAGGUUAUGGUGACACUAUCUUCUGAAGAAAGAGAUGAAAGGUUGAAACACCAUCUCAUGGCUUCAAAGGAGCUUCAUCCAGCUUUGAUAUCUCCCGAGAGUGAGUACAAGUUUCUUAAGCGGAUUAUGGGAGCACUUUUGGCUGCAGUUCUUAGACCAAGAGAAGCUCAAUGCCCUUUAGUUCGAUGCAUUACACGAGAGCUUUUAACAUGCUUAGUAAUGGAACCUGUAAUGAGAUUCGCAAGCCCUGGGCGUAUCAAUGAGUUGAUUGAGGGUAUUUUUCUUGCUACAAAUAAGGGAGAGAAAGAAACAGCUGAUGAUCAAUCUAAUGUCACUGUUCAACCCCAGAAUCAACCUUCUGUUACAAACAAUGAAAAAGGUCCAGAGUCAAACAUUGGGUCUUCUUCUAUUCAAAAGUUAGAGAAAACACCAUCUACUUCUAACAUCCAAAAGGAAUCUUCUACAACUGUAAACCCAUCUGCCACCAUGACUAGUGGGCCCAUCCAAGAUGAAUCAAUUCCUACACGGACUUCUGAUUGGGCCCGUGUUCUUGAAGCAGCAACCCAAAGAAGGACAGAAGUUCUUCAACCAGAGAAUCUUGAAAACAUGUGGACUAAAGGAAGAAACUAUAUGAAGAAAUCUCAAAAGAAUUCUGCUUCAGGUAUCAUAAAAGGUGGAAUCAAUGAGAGUUCUAAUCUUGAUACAGGAUUUGAUCAACAAAGAGACCAAAUUCUUGAUGGUGGACAAAACAAGACACCAACUCGGUUAUCUUUAGUUGAUGACAAUUUGAAUUUUGAUUUUGGAAGUGAUGGGAAGUUGAAGAGAUUAAAUAGUGCAUCUGAGUCAAACAUUCAAACUUUGAGUGAAACUGCAUCUCCAAUUCAAGUUGGAGGAUCUGGAACUAUUAUCCCAGAGUUCUAUAGUGUGAAUCCUGGAAGAGAUAAUGAUGCACAAAGUGUUAAUAAUAUUGCUUCUGAUAAUAAACUGAUAAGAACUGAAGGGUAUGUUCCAAAGCUUAGGUGUCGGGUUUUAGGAGCAUUCUUUGAGAAUAUUGACUCAAAAUCCUUUGCAGUCUAUUCAAUUGCAGUGACAGAUGCUGAUAACAAAACUUGGUUUGUGAAAAGAAGAUACAGGAAUUUUGAAAGAUUACACAGACAUCUUAAGGACAUUCCCAAUUAUACAUUACAUUUGCCUCCUAAAAGAAUAUUCUCAUCUAGCACAGAAGAUGCAUUUGUUCACCAACGAUGUAUACAGCUUGAUAAAUAUCUCAAAGAACUUUUGUCUAUUGCUAAUAUCGCUGAGCAACAUGAAGUAUGGGACUUCUUGAGCAUGUCUUCAAAGAGUUACUCUUUUGGAAGGUCAUCGUCGGCAGUGAGAGCCUUAGCAGUCAACGUGGAUGAUGCUGUGGAUGACAUUGUACGCCAAUUCAAAGGUGGAAUAAUGAGAAAAUCCGUGGGCCCAGGUGGGUCCCCUUCCGAAUUUUCUUCAUCUUCUUCUUCAGCUGCAAACAGAAACAUGACAUGGGAAACAAAUGAAGCAAAUGAUUCACCAUUAAAGCAACCUAUUUUUGAUAUGGGAAACAAUAACAUUGUUUCUGAUUAUGAAGAAGGUGAAAAAGAUAACAAGACAAUUGUUAACAAUGAGGAAAUGGAAUCAAUGGGACAAGUUUACGGGGGCUAUUUGGACAAUGAGGUGAAUUUUAAAGCAGGACUUUCACCAAAAAUUGUUAAUAAAAAUGAUGAACAGAAUAAAAAUUUGGUUUUGGAAAAGAAAAAUAGUUCAGAGGUCAGAUCUGAAGUGUUGACCAUGGCUGCAAAUUUUCCUUCAACUUCUAAAGAAGAUCCACUUGGUAUGCCAGCAGAGUGGUCCCCACCUAAUGUAAGUGUUCCUUUGCUAAAUUUGGUAGACAAGAUAUUUCAACUCAACAGAAGAGGCUGGUUGAGACGUCAGGUUUUUUGGAUGUCAAAGCAAAUAUUACAACUGAUGAUGGAAGAUGCUAUUGAUGAUUGGCUGUUGAGACAAAUUCAAUUGCUUAGGAGAGAUGACAUUGUUGCUCAAGGCAUCCGUUGGAUCCAAGAUAUUCUAUGGCCCGAAGGCACGUUUUUUCUUAAAGUCAAGUCAAGUCAAACGGAUUCUUCUCAAACAAAUGAAGGAGCUGCCCGAGCACCUUCGGGCAGCAAGGCUAAUAAACAAGGGUCGUUUGAGGAGCAACUUGAGGCUGCCCGAAGAGCUAGUGAUAUAAAAAAGAUGAUAUUUAAGGGUGCGCCUACUACAUUGGUGAGCUUGAUUGGACGUAAGCAAUACAAGCGAUGUGCUAAAGAUGUGUAUUAUUUUCUCCAGUCUGCUGUAUGUUUGAAGCAACUGGCGUAUGGUUUACUUGAACUUGUACUUAUAACGGUUUUUCCAGAGCUUCAAGAGAUUAUAUCAAAUGUUCAUGAGAAGCAAAAAGGGCAAGGAGUGUAGUAGAUUUUAAUGCAAAGUUUUGAUAAUGUUUAUUGUUUAGAAAUUGACAUUUAAUUGUACAAAAAAAAAAAAAAAGUGUAGUUAGAAUUUGUAUAGACGUUUCACAAUUCAAUUCACACGCAUUCACCUCCUUUCUUAUAAUCUUACAUCAAACUCUUUACAUCCUCA
Messenger RNA from Lactuca sativa (garden lettuce), 3500 nucleotides. RefSeq lists its product as uncharacterized. The record is from RefSeq and is a predicted model, not a curated record. NCBI's taxonomy places the organism in Eukaryota, Viridiplantae, Streptophyta, Magnoliopsida, Asterales, Asteraceae. Gene Ontology annotation, molecular function: phosphatidylinositol binding.